AUGGCAAAGUUUAUUCUCCUCACACGUCUGACAUUUCUGUUGAACGCUCAGCUAGGUUCUGCUUACCCUCUGAUAUGCUACUUCACCAACUGCGCCCAGUACCGGCCAAGCCUAGGGCGUUUCAAGCCUGAUGACAUCGACCCCUGUCUCUGUACUCACCUGAUCUAUGCCUUUGCUGGGAUGCGGAACAAUGAGAUCACCACCAUCAAAUGGAAUGAUUUGACCACUAACACUUUCAAUGGCCCGAAAAACAAAUUCAUAGAUGCCCUAGUGUACUUGACUUUUCUACAGGAAAUGCAUGCAGCUUUUGAGCAGGAGGCCAAGCAGACCAAACCCAGGCUGAUGGUCACCGCCGCAGUAGCUGCUGGCAUCUCCAACAUCCAGGCUGGCUAUGAGAUCCCUCAGCUGUCCCAGUACCUGGACUACAUCCAUGUCAUGACCUAUGACCUCCACGGCUCCUGGGAGGGCUACACCGGAGAGAACAGCCUCCUCUACAAAUACCCAACGGACACUGGCAGCAACGCCUACCUCAAUGUGGAUUACGUCAUGAACUACUGGAAGGACAAUGGGGUCCCCGCUGAGAAGCAUGUUGGAUUCCCAGCCUAUGGACACACCUUCAUCUUGAGCAACCCCUCCAACCAUGGAAUCGGUGCUCCUACCACUGGCCCUGGCCCUGCUGGGCCCUAUAGCAGGCAGUCUGGGUUCUGGGCCUACUAUGAGAUCUGCACCUUCCUGAAGAGCGGAGCUACUGAAGUGUGGGAGGCUUCCGAGGAGGCCCCCUAUGCUUACAAAGGCAAUGAGUGGCUUGGCUAUGAUAACACGAGGAGCUUCAAAGUCAAGGCUGACUGGCUCAAGAAGAACAACUUCGGAGGUGCCAUGGUGUGGGCCAUCGAUUUGGAUGACUUCACGGGCACUUUCUGCAACCAGGGCAAAUUCCCGCUGACCACCACCCUGAAGAAUGCGCUGGGCCUGCAGAGCGCAAGUUGUACUGCCCCUGCUCAGCCCAUUGCACCAAUAACUCCUCCUCCCAGUAGCGGGAGGGGAAGCGGAAGCGGAAGCGGAAGUGGAAGUGGGACCCGGUCUGGGAGCAGCUCCUCUGGAGGCAGCUCUGGGGGCAGUGGGUUCUGUUCCAGCGAAGCCAAUGGCCUGUACCCUGUGGCAAACAACAGAAACGCCUUCUGGCACUGCCUGAAUGGAAUCACGUACCAGCAGAACUGUCCGGCCCCACUUGUCUUUGACACCAGCUGUGAUUGCUGCAACUGGCGGUAA
This is a messenger RNA of Rhinolophus ferrumequinum (greater horseshoe bat), 1269 nucleotides long. RefSeq names its product acidic mammalian chitinase-like. The record is from RefSeq and is a predicted model, not a curated record. Gene Ontology annotation, biological process: chitin catabolic process; carbohydrate metabolic process. NCBI's taxonomy places the organism in Eukaryota, Metazoa, Chordata, Mammalia, Chiroptera, Rhinolophidae. Gene Ontology annotation, molecular function: chitinase activity; chitin binding. Gene Ontology annotation, cellular component: extracellular region.